AAUCCCUGGACAGAAGAUGGUGCAGAAGAAGAGGCGGAGAGAAGUGGUGUGACAGAAUCACCGAAUUCAAAUUUAGCCGCAGUGUUUAGACCAAAGAAACGGAAACGUGAGAGAUUGUCAAUCGACAAUUCAAGAUAUGACAGCUUGCCGAUGUGCGGUAUAGAAGUACGUUUACCCAUCGGAUUAAAACCGUAUCCGUCGCAGAAGCUUAUGAUGGUGCGCUUGAUCACCUCAAUCUCGAGAAGAUUAAAUUUCCUGGCUGAAAGCCCAACCGGAAGUGGGAAAACGUUGGCACUCUUGGCAUCAAGUUGCGCUUGGUUGGAUGAUUAUAAGAAGAAACGACGGGAGGCUCGAAUGAAGUGUCCCGUACAUAAUGGAAGAAGCAGUGCGGUGAACACCUCCGUGAAGCAAGAGUCAGAAGAAGGGAUGUCGUUGGACGAAAAUGUCAAAUUGGAACCAGAAGAGAGAAAGGAUCUGUCGAAGGAGAUGAAGGAGCCGAAAAUCGAGAAGAACUGCAUAUGUUUACCAAAGGCUCGUAUUUAUUACGGUACUAGAACACACAAGCAAAUCGGUCAGGUUGUCAAAGAGUUUGCCCGUCUUCCGUAUGGAGGCGUCAUAAAUCACACAAUAUUGGCAAGCCGAGAGCAGUCAUGCGUCAAUCAGGUUGCACGAAAUUCAGGUGAUAUAUCGGGCACCUGCAAGGAACUCAUGUCUACAGGCGGACAUGGAUGCCGAUUCAAAGACGCUAUGAAACUCGGUUUUGAAAAACCCCAUAAUUUAAGGAGUGUCUUGCAGCAAGCGGAUGCUGUGGUGUUCGACAUUGAAGAACUGGUCGAUGUUUUAUCAUCGAUGCCGAGUCCGAUUUGCCCUUAUUUUUCAUCCACGCGAGUACUUACCCAAGACGCAGACAUUAUUUUCUGCCCUUUCAGCUACCUUGUCGAUCCUAUCGUACGUAAUUCCUCUGACGUCAUCUUGAAGAACAGCGUUGCCAUCCUGGACGAAGCGCAUAAUAUCGAAGACACUUGUCGCGAGGCCGCUAGCUUCAUCUUUCAUGAGAGAGAAGUCGCUGAUGCGCUGGAGAAUUUGAAAGAAAAAGAGAGUGUAUCUUUGAAGCUGCUUGAACUGUGUGCCACCGGAGCUGAUUUGGUAGAAGGGGUUGCCAAGGAAUCAGCCGGUGCGGUCAUGGACAAUUUAUCGAAGCAUCUAGAACACACCACCACGCUUGCGUUGUUCGUAGACGACCUAUCGAAAUGGUUUCGCGAUUCAGCAUCCAAACUGUUGGAAAACGCAUACAGCGACAGUAUGGGUAAUCUCUCACAUACAGUUAAUCACGCGUACAUAGAUGUGGAUUUGAGAAGGUUCCAUUUGCAUCCAGAAGAUGCUCGAUAUGAAAAAGUCAAGACUGCUUUCAAUGGUGUUACCGCCGCUUAUCAAGAGGGUAAAGAAAACCUUCCUGUCGAAGUGAAAAUCAGCUCCACAGCUAUAGUUUGUGUUGAGAAGUGGCUAUAUUUUGUUGGUUUUUUCAAGGACGAAGAUAAGAGGAGCAUGUAUAAGAUGAACGUGAGCAGCGAGUACCUAGACAGGUUCAAUGAUCGCCCCUCGUUUAACCAAGGACAAGCUCGACGGAGUGGUCAAGGUGGAUCCAAGAACGUGAACUACAGCCAGGUUGAUGGUGCAGAUGUGUGGCUUUCAUCAACACCAGGCCCUUCUAGUCAUAAACCAGUUCGGCCUGGAUAUAAAACUUCCAUAAGUUUAUGGUGCAUGAGUCCGGAACUGGCUUUCACUAGUGCGUUUGCUGAAUGCCGAUCUGUUAUUCUUGCAUCUGGCACCUUGUGCCCUGUCGAUACGCUUAAGACUGAGCUAGGUCUCAAGUUUCAUUCCCAAAUGGAAGGAGAUCAAGUAAUUCCUGCUGAUCAAAUUUUUGCCUCCGUUUUGCCUGUGGGUAUAAACGGCUUCAAGUUAUGCGCAACCUACCAAAAUGUUUGCGACGUCAAUUGUAGGUUUAUUAGUGAACUGGCAUUGAUUGUUUGUCGUAUUUGUUUGACGGUACCAAAAGGAAUUCUCUGUUUCUUGCCCAGCUACCGUUUCUUGAACCUGCUUUUUGAACACAUGGAAAUCACGUCGAUACUGCGCCAGGUUCAAACACGAAAGGUGGUGGUAAAGGAGCCUCGACGUUCUUCGGAAUUACCUGAAAUUAUGGAAAUCUACGAGGGUGCCGUAAGAAACCCUGAACAGCACGGCCGCCAUGUAGAUGGAGCUCUGAUGUUUGCCGUUUUUCGAGGAAAGGUAUCUGAAGGUAUAGACUUCGUCGAUGACCUCGCAAGAGUAGUCAUCUCUGUUGGAAUUCCUUUUCCUAACGCUAUGGAUGCCUUGGUGAAGGAGAAGAAGGCUUACAACAAUGAGUUUUGUAAGACAAAGGCCCUUCUUUCGGGGGAUCAGUGGUAUGUUUCACAGGCAUAUCGUGCGCUCAAUCAAGCACUCGGCAGAUGUUUGCGACAUAGAAAUGACUGGGGGGCUUUGGUCCUUAUUGAUGAGCGUUUGGUAGAACAGGCCAAGCCUCAACAGAGCAUGGCUUCGGUCUCAUCAGCACGAGUGUCGGCAUGGAUAAGGAAACAGUUGAUCGUUUAUCCUCAGUUCAGUGAUUUUGAUAGAUCUCUUUCCGACUUUGUGCGUCGAAUGCAGCUCAAGGAUGAAGAGAAUUUUGCACUAAAGACCACUUAA
Messenger RNA from Ostertagia ostertagi, 2721 nucleotides. NCBI's taxonomy places the organism in Eukaryota, Metazoa, Nematoda, Chromadorea, Rhabditida, Trichostrongylidae. The record is from the annotation of a GenBank genome assembly.